Saccoglossus kowalevskii is the source of this 3068-nucleotide messenger RNA. Its product is annotated as laminin subunit alpha-like. NCBI's taxonomy places the organism in Eukaryota, Metazoa, Hemichordata, Enteropneusta, Harrimaniidae. Gene Ontology annotation, biological process: cell adhesion; regulation of embryonic development; regulation of cell migration. Gene Ontology annotation, molecular function: signaling receptor binding. The record is from RefSeq and is a predicted model, not a curated record.
UCCAGAAAACCGCAAUUGAAGCAUCCAAGUUAGACGCAGCUCAAUCAAGAUUGGAUCCAUUUGUAGAGAAUCUGAAAGAGCAGAAUAUAGAAUUGGAGCCAUUGGUUGUAAAUGCCACAUUACAUGCAUAUAAACUGCAGAGACAAGCCAAUUUAUUGGAUGAUUUAAUUGCCGAUACUCGUGAACUAGGUGAUAAGGCUGUGGCAGCAGCAACAGCCUAUAAGAACAUAGCAUCAGCAAUAGAUGAUGCAUGGGAAGCUGCUCAGGAUGCAAAAGAAGCUGCUGAAAGUGCUGAUGAAAAGUCUAAUGGUCAAUCAGCCAGAGCUAAAGAUUCAAAGAAGAAAAGUAAACAAUUACAGAAAACAGCUAAAGAAUCAAAAGAUAAAGUAGAAGGAGAUUUACAAGAGAGAUUGGAUAAUGCCAAGAAAGAUGUAGAGGAAAUUGAUCAACUCAAUACUGAAACUGAAGAAGAACUGAGAAAACUAAAACAAGAAAUUGAUGCAAUACCAUCAGAUGAUCUUAGCGCGAGAGCUGAAGAUGCAAUGGACACUGCUGACAGUGCCCAAAACAAAGCCCAGGAAGCACUAGACUCAAUCUAUUCCAUUGGUCAAACUUUGCCUGAUAAGAAAUUAUUAGUUGCUGAGAUUCCACAGAAAAUUGAUGAUAUUAAUCGUGCUAUGGACAGAGCUGCAUCUAGACUGAGAAAACUUAACGAAAUGGUUCCACAAGCCCAGGACUUGCUGAAUGACAUGAGUGCUCAGAAAGAUAAGAUGAAAGACUUAGGAAUGAAAGCGUUAUCAAAUCUCACAGAAUUACAAGAUAAAAUAGAAAGGGCACAGGAUCAGGCAAAUAGGAUUGAGGUUGCCAUGGGUUUCCGUAAAACAACUACAGUUAGAUUACGAUCUGUUCCUAAUAAUGAAGAUGCUUCAGCUUCUUCCUCUAUCUCGCUGUUUUUCAAGACAAAAGAGAACAAUGGAUUCUUGGCAUUCCUCGGUGGACAAGGUGGUGGGGAUGACUACAUGGCUUUGGAAAUUGUUGAUGGCAAUGUUGUAUUCUAUUAUGAUUUAGGAUCAGGGUUUGCUGAAAUUAAAAGUAAUAAGAAAGUAGCAGAUGAUGUCUGGCAUCAAGCAGUAGGCGAAAGGGUUGGAAUGUCUGGUACACUGACUAUAAAGACAGACAAAGAAAAUGAUGAUGAAACCACAGGUCGAUCUCCACCUUCGUUCUCAGUUUUCGAUCUAACAGCAUCUGCACAAUUCUUUGUUGGAGGUGUGCCACAGGAAUUUGGGCUUCCAGCGAAUAUUAAAAUUAGCAGAUUUAUUGGGUGUAUAGAUGAUUUGAAGUUUAUGGGCUUGGCGAUUGGUUUGUGGAACUUUGCUGAAGCUGUCAAUGCUGAUAGGGGAUGCAAAGAAAGAUCUGUACUUCAAGCUCCACCAGAGAAUAUUUUCACAUUGAAUGGUGGUGACAGUUAUGUUAUAUUACCAAAAGGUAAUAUCAAUAUCUAUCAGCGCACAGAAAUCUCUUUUCAAAUGAAGACAUUUGCAGACACUGGAUUAUUAUUCUUUGCUGGCAAAGGGACUGACUUUAUAUCUGUGGAGCUGCGAAAUGGCCACGUUUUAUUCCAGUAUGAUUUUGGAAGUGGGGUUGCUGAGAUUAUGUCAGCUGAGAAAUGCAAUAGUGGUAACUGGACCAGAGUUACUGCACAGAGAAACAAACAGGCAGGCUCCCUUACUAUAAACAAAAAUGAUGCUGUUCGUGGGACAUCACCUGGUAAUCAUCAUGGUUUAGAAACCAGUGAUGUGUUAUAUUUAGGUGGAGUUAAAGGGAUUAAGGUCCCUAGUGCAGUGACAUCUGUGUCAUAUAUGGGUUGCUUGAAGGAUGUACUUGUGCAACGAAAGGCUUGGGAUGAUUUAUACGUCAACGAAGGAUCCAAAGGACUCUACUCUGGAUGCCAAGAUAGGGCUGCAAGAACUGCUGCAUUUACUCGUACUGAUAGCUACAUUGCUAUGCCAGGAGUUAACAUCAAUCGAAAUUCUGAUAUCUCCCUUCGAUUCAAAACUCAACAACCGAGUGGAUUAAUGGUCUUUGCUACUAAUGAUGAUCAGAGUAAUUCAUUCUCUAUCGCAAUGGUUGAUGGGGGUGUUGUUGUCCAGACUGAUGUUAGUAAUGACAUAUCUACAGUAGAGAGUAAUAAGAAACGCUACGAUGAUGGAGAGUGGCAUUUUGUAAACUUUGAGAAAAAAGGAACUGGCCUUUCACUAGUUAUUGAUGACACUGAUACUAAAGAAGUUGAUGGAACGGGGAAGAAAAAAACCACAACCAGCAGUCCAAUAUAUUUUGGUGGAACACCAUCUGGUUACGAUAUUACAAGUCAAGUUCCAACGAGAGAUGAAUUCAUCGGAUGUAUUUCUGAUGUCAGUAUCAAUUCAAGACUUCAAGAUUUUGCUCAAAGCGAAAGUGCUGAAGAUGUUUCACUUGCUGGAUGUCCGCUUGGAGCUGAUGAAGAUACAUUUGCUGCUAUCGUAGCAAGUCCAGUGACUGCCAGUCCAAUUCAGAAUGAAAAAAUCACCACAACACAAUCAACAGUUGAUAAAGUAGCUGGAUGUGCUUUACCACUAAGACCAUCUGUCAAUGAAGCUGAUUCAGAAGAUGGCAUCAAAUUUGGUGAUGUAGUAGAAAGUAGAUUUGAAUAUGAUGCAUUGGCUGAUAAACUUGAUAAUAAAAGAUCUGUGUUUUAUAUAUCCUUCAAAACCUCUGCCAGCCAUGGAUUGAUAUUCUAUGCUGCUGAUGACAGACAAAUUGAUUUCAUUUCCCUUUACAUGUUUGACGGGGGUGUUGUUUAUUCAUUCAACUGUGGCACAGGGACAUUGAUUCUGCAAAGUCCAUUGAAAUACAACGAUGGUAAUUGGCAUACUGUGAAAUUUUUAAGAGAGCAACAGCAAGGAACAUUAGAAAUUGAUGGCGUGCAGGUUGCAAGGGGGGAAGCAGGAGGUGCUGCACGAAAGAUCACUGUGACACCACCUUUUUAUGUUGGUGGUAUACCUGAUACAAUGAGUGCCAAAAAUGUCCAU